GUGACGCUGAGGACAAAGGCGGUGGCGACCGAGGCCGCCCUCGAACGAAAGGCGGGCGCUUUGCUUCGGACCGCUUCCGGGGCAAGUUCAAGAAGCGCUUCAAGCAAGUGUUCCACGCGAUCCGCGAGGAUGGGAGUGACGAGUCUUCGUCGAGCAGUGACGGGCCCUCGGAAGGAGAUGGGCCCCCCCGCGAUGAUGAUGAGAGGGAUGGCUCUGGCUCCUCAACGGAGCCUUCGGAAGGUUUGGAACAGCAGGCCCCCGCCGAGAUCUUCGCCCAGGAGCACAGAGCAAAGAAACGUGUCAACGAGUUAAAGCAGAUGCGGCAGUACUUCCAGAAGGGCACCAACGGCGACCGCACGAAAGCCUGGGUGAAGGAACAGCAGAAGACCGAGCCGUGCUUCCUCUGCCAAAAGCUUGGACACUGGUCGCAAGAAUGCCCUCUUCGUAAGCGUGGAGGCCACAAGCAGUCAUCCUCCCACCAGGUUCACGUGACGUCUGGACCGUACAAGUCGGAUCCUGGACAAUGGGAGCUCCUGCAGUCCAUCGCGGAACACACGGUGGGAGAUGUGUGCGAGGGACAGUCAGCAGCACAUCCAUGUUUAGUCACGGUGGCCAGUGAAUGUGCUAUGGCUGAUCAUGAAGUUUUUUGGUCUAUGCGCGAGUUGCAGAGCAGUUUGAUUUUGGAUCUGGGUUGCAUGAAGUCGGUGGCGGGGACACGCUGGGUAAAUCAACAUAUUCGACACCUCAAGGGCUUGGGUCGCUGGAUGAAGGCCACGAAGGAGAGUGAGAGUUUUCGUUUUGGGGAUGGUCAUGAACUCAAGAGUUGCUUCUCCUUCACCUUUGAGGCCACUGUCUUGGGGGUUCCCGUCAUCCUGCGACUCAGUGUGGUUCCUGGUAAUUGCCCUCCCUUGUUGUCGAAGCCUGCAUGCUCCCAGCUCAGUUUUGUAAUCGACACCGAGAACAACACAGUGUCUUCCAAGAAGUUAGGUGUUGUGAAGUAUGGCCUCGCGGAAACAUAUGGAGGACACUAUGCGGUGCCCAUUGCAGAGUUCCAUGAGAGCAUGAGAGUGGUGUGUGAUCCUCCAGUACCCGGGCACUUGGAAGCUGUCCCCGUCUAUGUCAGUGAACAAGCCCUGAGCCCCCCCGAAGCCGUCGAGCCGGUGUUACCAUCGUCCGGAUUGCGGUCAUGGACAUGUCAUGACAGAGCAGUGUCAAACACUGUGGGCCCCGGAAAGGCUGGUCCCCCGUGGUGCGUGGUGGUUCGUCGUCUCGUUUACGACACGUUGACGGGAGAGCAGUUGCUGGAUGAAGCGGUGGACUCCCGAACCACCAUCCGAAAGCCUUGGCCCCAGAAGCUUGACACUACGACGAUUUUCCUGUACCGCAAUUACGGCUCCUCCAGCGGUUUUGUUGGUGAGCCCAACCCCAUGGGGACCGAGCUGCCUUGUCGACAUCGCAUGAACACGGAUUCAGAGGCCGAGGAAGCCGAGGAGCACGACAGUGGAACACCGAGUGGAUGGGAGGGCGUGCGCCCCGAAGGAGAGGUCUCCAAGGCGAUCCUCGAGGCCCGCGCGAAGGAGCUCGAGGACAAGUUGUGGAGGCACAUGGACCCGCGGACGAUCCACACGCCCGGCUCCAAGGCGACAAAGCUGUAUUGGGCGACCCGGGUGGAGGAGCUGGAGAAGGAAUGGCGUCUUUGCCAGAUGACGCCCGAGGAGAUGGAGCUGGACAGGCUGUCCCAGGAUGGCGAGAACGACUCCGAGCAGGGGGACCAGGAGGCGAUCGACGUGGAGGCCCUCAAUUGGAGAGCAGCGAGAAGGCCGAGCUCAGCGCCCUCUACCUCCACGACCGGAGCUCGAGGAAAAGGAGCCUUGAAGGUGAAGGCCUUGACGGACCAUGCGGCUCCCUUCCCCUCCCUCUCGAACAAGUUCUCGGACGACGUCGUGAUCAACCUGGCGCUGAGCCUUCAGGGACAGCUCUUCGCGUUCAAGUGGAAGAUGUUCACCUGGAUGUUGAGGGAACCCAAGGUGGUUGAUGCUGUUGUUCGGGAGGCAAGUGGCCUCGAUGUGGGGCCAUCUCGGAUCGGCCCGGCAGCUGUGCAACGAUCCCCGCCAGGCCCACCUGAUGCACGGGACCCCAAGCUCAUCCGACGCCCCUCCCGAGGGCUCACGCAGAAGCUGAGACGAGGUGCAGGCCAGGGACAGAAGGCUUUGGGGAUUUUGACGUUGGUGGCCGCCUGGCAAAGCAAGUGGUCAGUCCUGGAAGUGUUUCCGACGGGCCUGGAGACCCAAAGCACUAGGGCUGGCGGCUGGGCACACCAAGGACCGCUGUGGACCGACGACAAGCCUCCGACUUGGAGGCAGUGCCGACAACUUCGAGAUAAGGUCGUGGAGGCCAAGCCGGAUGUCCUCGUGCUGUGCCCCCCUGCAGGACCUUGGUCUCCCUGGUCGUCGGCAUCUUCAAUGACUCAGGCUCAGUUGCGGCAGCAGAAGGUGAAGUACUGGCCUAUGUGGUACCUCAUCGGCGAAUUGUGGGCCGAGCAAUGCGCCAACCAUCGGUUGGUGAUCCUUGUGGUGCCGAGUAAGAUGAGGCCGCCCGACCCAGAUGAGCUACGUCGGCUUCACAGUGACCAUUAUGUGGGAGGUGGACGAGGACUGGACCCGGGACUAUAUGAAGGUGAUCAACUUCGGGACCCCAAGUUCGAGACGAAGGUGGAUAUGUGUGAAUGGGGAACUCUUGAUCCCGAGAGCCAACGGCCCUUCAAGAAGUCAUGCCGGGUGGAAGUCAAUGAUCCUUGGUGGUGUGCUCAGCUAUCGGCUGGAGGAGUUUGCCGCCAUGCCCCCGGAGCUCAUCAAGAGGUCUGCGGGCACACCUAUGACGCCAACGGACGGCGGGUGGCCCGAAUGGAGAUCGCUCAGGUCUGGCCCCCCAGAUGGUUUCAACAUCUAUGUGAGACGGCGCAGGCCACCCUGGAAGCACGGACGGCCCCUACGAUGACUAUGGCCCUCCACCAAGAAUGCUCCAAGGAGGUGGAAUGGGAAACUGUUCCGGUGGAGGUGGAACAGUCUCCAGAAGGGCAGCUACGGCAAAACCUGGGCGAGGCAACGGGCUACCAGUACGACUACAUCUACUUCGAGGGUGCGAGCGCCUCGUUGACCAAACCCCUCCGCAAUACCUUGGCGAAGCUUCACGUGGCCCUGGGCCACAUUUCUCAGGAAAAGCUAAAACGAAUGUUACAUCUACAAGGUGCCAAGGACCACAUCAUUGCAGCGGUGGGCGACCUUCGUUGUCAAGUAUGUCAAGCGGUCACGGCCCCACGCGCCCCUCCCAAGGCCGCUUACGGGAAGCCCCAAAGAUUCAACCAGCGGGUCCUCGCCGAUGUGUUCUUCAUCUGGGACUCCCAAAAGACGAAGUAUGCGGUCAUCCAUGCCGUGGACGCCUUUUCCUUGUAUCAGGUGGCCUCGCUCAUGCCCACGGCCAAAUCGAACCUUGUGGCUCACUUCAUGAAGAACUACUGGAUUGGUGUGUUCGGGCCACCGGAGAUCUUUAUGAGUGAUGGUGGGUCCGAGUUCGCAGCGGAGACGGAGUCUCUGAUGAGAGCAUAUGAUGUGUUCCACGAGGUGGUCCCCCCAACGGCAAAGCGGCGAAUGGGUUUGGCCGAGCGGCACGGAGCAGUGCUCAAACUCUUGACGAUGAAGACCAUCCAGGCGGUCACGGCCCAAGGCUACAGCGAGGUCAAGGCGCGCGUGGUCAGUGCGGCCGCGGCGCGAAACCGCCAAGCCCGAGUGUCGGGUUUCUCCCCAACACAGAUCGUGCUGGGGAAGGACGUGGCCAUCCCCUCCUCUCUCCUGGACCAGUUGGAGAAGGGACACUUCCGCUAUGUGCUGAACCAGGACCUCGCCUUCGACGAGGCCCGGAAGAGGAACGAGCAGAUUCGUCACGCCGCGGAGCAGGCCUUCAUCUGGAUGGACGCGAACGAGACCUUGCGCAAGGCGAUCAAUGCCAAGACGAGGCACCCCCGGAUGGAGUUUCUGUACGAGGGGGCGAACGUCUACUUUUACGAGCCGCCAGCGGCGCGAUACGCCGAGGUGGAGUCGUCGAAGGUGUGCCAGAAAGCUCUCCAUGAGCUGGAGAAGGAACUCGAAGGUGGACGCCCCGAGGUCGAGGAGAUGUCCGACAACCCCGACCGCGAGGAGAUCCUGGAGCCCAUGGAGUUCAGCGACGACAGCACGGAGGAAGCAGCGGCCCCACCCGAGGACCAGCGGUACUCCCACUUAGACGACGUGCCUCUGCAGUUCCGGAAGGACAAGCGCGAGAGCGUGGCAGCCGCUCCGGGGCCCGUGAAACGAGUGAGAUUUGAGGACGCCAAGAAGGACGCCCAAGAGCACCUGGACAAGGUGAAGGCCCUGGAUGUGAAGUAUGAGCCGGGCGCACGAUCGAGGGAGACCCCUGAAGACAAUGACGCCAUCGAGCCGGUGCCCCUUGCGAAGCCAGUGCCCCCGGAGAAGAUUCUCCCGUCACGUUUCGUCCUCACUAACAAGAGCGACGACCCCGAGCUGGAGAAGGCCAACCUACGGGCUAGAUGGGUUCUAGCGGGCCACCUGGACAAGGAGGCUGGACAAUACGCCACGGAGGCCCCUACGGCAAGCUUGGUGGGUCACAACUUGGUUUGUUUCGUGUCGGUCCAGAUGGGGUGGAAAAUGAAGUACGCCGAUAUCUCCUCAGCUUUUCUUCAAGGAGAGAAGCUGGAUGAUGAGCGGGUUGUCUAUAUCAAGAUGCCCCGCGGCUACCCAGAGGAGGUUUGUGAUCACCUUCGCCACCGACUCGGGGAGCGCAUGACAGGCAGCAUCCGUACGGAUGUUGUGCGACUCACCAAGGGUGGCUUCGGCUUGGCGGAAAGUCCCCGUCUGUGGUACCUGCGUUUGAAGCGGGGACUCGUGAGUCUGGGCCUCAAAGAGCUGAAGCUGUCUCCUGGGACCUUCGUCCUGCGCCUGAAGGGUAAACUUCGGGGCAUCCUGUCCAUCCACGUGGACGACCUGAGGAUGGCCUUCGACCGCAUGGCCGAGGCCCUCCUGGAGAAGCUGAGGACCGUCUUCCACUUUGGUGAAUGGAAGGAUGCCACGGCCGAGACGGUGAAGUUCUGUGGACGAUGGGAGCGCCAGUGCCCCGACACCUUCAAGGUCACGAUCACGAUGGACGGCUACGCACCCAAGCUGAAGGAUGCUCCGGAAAGGGACAGCAAGGACCGCGCGCCCCUCACCGAUGCUGAAAAGAAGUGGGUGGCCUCAGUUGGAGAGCAAUUGAAUUGGAUGGCCCGACAAGGCCGGGCAGACCUCGCCUACGGCAUCUCUCGGGUGCAGCAGAUGGCGGGAGCGCGCGACCCGGACACGAUCAAGAUGCUGAACCAGCUCGUCAAGAAGGCCCGCGAGCCCUACGAGUUGAUUUACCAGCGCCUCCCCGGUACCGUCGAGGACAUGGUGUUCCUGGCCGUGAGCGAUGCUUCCCACGGCAGCAUGCCAAAAGGACGGUCCCAGGGAGGGAUGAUGAUUCUGGUCGCCAACAAGGAGAUCUUGGAGGGCGAGAGCUUAGUGAACUGCCUCCUCUACCAUAGUGCCGUGCUCAAGCGUGUGGUCCGAUCGUCUCUGGCAGCGGAAAUUUCUCAGGCGGCCGAGACCCUGGACCAGUGUGAGUAUGUACGUGCCAUGAUGGCAGAGGUCUGGGACCCGCAGUUCACUUUGCAACUUUGGCGAUGGUCAGCUGCUCGCUGGCCGGAAGUCCUCGUCCUCGACUCCAAGACCGGAUACGAUGUGUUGAACAGCAUCAGCAACGGCGAGGACAAGCGCCUGGCCAUUGACGUGGCGAUGAUCAAGGAGGCCAUCUUUGAGGAGGACUCCAAUCGUUGGGUCCGCUGCGUUCCCGGCCUCACCAUCCCCGCGGAUGGCUUGACGAAGGAGUACGGCAACCCCGUCCGCGACAAGGUCAUGAAGGGCGGGCCCUGGAGUCUUAAAGAUUGCGAAGAAGCUCAACGCCUCCGUGAGGAAGCCGGGUUUAGAAAGCGCAAAUGUAAAGAUCGUGCGCGAGCCAGAGAGAAGGCUUUUGAGGAGACUCGCCUGAAAGUGCAGUCUCCGCCCAAUGUGUCAGCAGCUCCAAGUGGGGUUGGUGUGGAAUUCUCACUUUGA
Molecule: messenger RNA, 6179 nt
Organism: Symbiodinium sp. CCMP2456
Lineage: Eukaryota; Dinophyceae; Suessiales; Symbiodiniaceae
Source: the annotation of a GenBank genome assembly